Salmo salar (Atlantic salmon) is the source of this 2503-nucleotide messenger RNA. The record is from RefSeq and is a predicted model, not a curated record. Lineage: Eukaryota; Metazoa; Chordata; Actinopteri; Salmoniformes; Salmonidae.
AUCAAGGAAGACAGGUUGGUGGGGGGAAGAAGAGUGGCAGGGAGAGGGAGAAUGCGUAGAGGACAAAGGAGAGGAAGACCAAGAGCGGUGGUCUCUGACGAGAUAAGGGCCACAGUUAUUGAGCAUGUUGGUCUCUCUUUGAGAGAGAGGGGCCGGUUUAAAGGUGCAACCAAAUCUGCAGCGUUCCACAGCUGCAUCAAUAAUACGAAUUCUCCGGCAAGACAACAGAAAUGGCACGGGCAAAGAAGGCUCCUUCAGAAGCGUCUGAAUCGAAGCAGAAGUCGAGGAAGCAGAAUGGAGAAACGUCUGGGGCCGCAGGACAAACCAUCUCCAAGAAGCUACAGCAGAAGAUGGACGGGAAGACCACAUUGAGAACAGGGCCUGUUUUACCAACCACCAUGACCAAAUCUUCAGUUGGGAAAAGAAGUGGACCAGGAAGCAUCCUGCACUACAUUUACCAGAGUACACUGGGGCAGAGCCUUCAUUCUCAGAUGAGACAGUGUCUCCAGAAGCCGUUUGUACGUACCCUGUCCUCCUAUACGCUCCACCGUACAGCCAGUCCGUUUGACCGGCGGGUCACCUGUCUGGCGUGGCACCCCUCACACCCCACCACCCUGGCGGUAGGCUCCAAGGGAGGAGACGUAGUCCUCUGGGACUACAGCGUGAUCAACAAGACCAGCUUCAUACAAGGGAAAGGAGCCGGGGAUUUUAUUGGAGGGAUGACGUUUAGCCCGACGGACCCGUCCAAGGUCUACCUGGCGUCCGGUGACGGUACACUGACCGAGCAGAGCUUUCAGGGCGGUCCAGCAACGGUUCUGUCCAGAGUCCAGGACUGUGGACAUGAUCACCACAAUGUCUGUCUGUGGUAUUGCUGUGUAGAUGUGUCGUUGAGCAGACAGAUGCUGGUGACAGGAGACAACAUAGGACGAGUCUUAUUGCUGGGCAUGGAUGGACACCAGGUCUUCAACGAGAAGUUACACAAGGCUAAAGUGACCCAUGCUGAAUUCAACCCUCGCUGCGAUUGGUUAAUGGCGACAGCGUCUGUUGACCACACGGUGAAGCUGUGGGACCUGAGGAACAUCAAAGACAAGAACAGUUACCUCCACGAGAUGGUUCAUGACAAAGCUGUUAACUCGGCCUACUUUAAUCCAGUGGACUGCUCCAAGCUCCUGACCACGGACCAGUAUGACCAGAUCAGGGUGUACUCCUCUUCUGAUUGGUCAACUCCUCAGCGGAUUAUCCAGCACCCACACAGACAAUUUCAGCACCUCACACCUAUCAAGGCCUCGUGGCACCCUCUGUACGACCUGAUGGUGGUUGGACGGUACCCUGACGAGAGGGUGUGUCCAGGUGCCCUGAGGACCAUCGAUAUCUACGAUGCCAACACAGGAGAGCUGGCAUGCCAACUACUGGACCCCAACGCCCCUGGCAUCAUAUCUGUCAACAAGUUCAAUCCAAUGGGAGAUGUUUUAGGAUCUGGAAUGGGAGUGAACAUCCUAGUGUGGAACAGAAGUGAGACAUUUGCUGGUAAGCAGCAGAGAGGAGAGCUACAACAGGAAGCAGGAGUCCAGGUUGGCAGAGGUAGAGGCCAGCGGAGGAGAAGAGGGGAGGCUCGGAGGAGGGGGGAGGGACGGGGGGAGGAUGAGGACGACAUUGGGAAGCUGAAGAAGAAGCUGUCUUCCUCCUCGGCGACCAGAACCAGAACAUUCAGGGACAAACAGCACAACAGCCAGACACAGAAGGGUCCAGAUAAAUAAUCAGGGAGAAGGAGAGAUGUUGUUUGUGAUGUUGAAAGAGUUACGUAGUUAUUUCUGUGACAUUGUCGUAUACAGGUAACUACCAAAAUAAAGGAAACGCCAACAAAAAGUGUCUUAAUAUUGCGUUUGGCCACCACCAACCGCCAGAACAGAUUCAAUGCACCUUGGCAUAGAUUCUACAAGUGUCUGGAACUCUAUUGGAGGGAUGCGACACCAUUCUUCCACGAGAAAUUACAUCAAUUGGUGUUUUUUGUUGAUGGAAAACACUGUCUCAGGCACCACUCCAGAAUCUCCCCAUAAGUACAUUUACAUUUUUAGUCAUUUAGCAGACACUCUUAUCCAGAGCGACUUACAGUAGUGAAUGCAUACAUUUCAUAUUUUUUAUUUUUUUUUCUUCUCCGUACUGGUCCCCCGUGGGAAUCGAACCCACAACCCAGGCGUUGCAAACACCAUGCUCUACCAACUGAGCUACACGGGACCAAGUAUUGAACUGGGUUGAGAUCUGGUGACUGAGACACACCCUCUAUGUUCCUUUGAGAGCCCUCUUUCAGUCACUGAGACACACCCUCUAUGUUCCUUUGAGAGCCCUCUUUCAGUCACUGAGAUCUCUUCUUCUAGCCAUAAUGGGCAACUGGGAAUUUUUAUACGUGACCCUAAGAAUGAUGGGAUGUUAAUUUCUUAAUUAACUCAGGAACCACACCUAUGUGGAAGCACCUACUUUCAAUAAAUGUUGUAUCCCUCAUUUA